ACGAAGAAGAGGUGCUACAGGGCGGCGCUGCUCCUAAUCAUACUGCUGCCCAUGGAACAGGUCAGCGGAGUGGUGCUCGAGGACAUCAUCAUGAAGUGGUCACAGUACAAGCAAGAAUGCCUGAAAAGACUGGAACAACAAAGGAUGCUGCUGACUGGAAUUUACUGUAAUGGGACGUUCGAUCAAUUUGUUUGUUGGCCGUUUUCUUACCCUGGAAAUAUCUCUGUUCCUUGUCCAUGGUACCUGCCUAACAUUCAAGAAGGCAGCGCUGGCUACACGCACCGAUACUGCACCGCGCAGGGCGUCUGGCAGAGGAAAGAGAACUCUACAGAUAUCUGGCGGGACAACACCGAAUGCUACAGCAGUAAACACUUCGAACAGAAUAAUAAGGCGCAUGCCCUCCUGUUACUGCUGAGGAUCUGCUACACUGUGGGGUACUCCAUAUCACUUGGGACCCUCGUCCUCGCACUCUGCAUCCUCCUCACAUUCAGGAAGCUCCACUGCACCCGGAAUUACAUCCACAUGAACCUCUUCGGCUCCUUUAUUAUGAGGGCUCUCGCCGUCCUGAUUAAAGACAUGCAGAAUACGGACUUGACACCGAAAAUGGCGCGGAAUGAAGACGACUGGUUGUCGGCCCUGACGCCACAGGUGCCCACCUCCUGCAGGAUCGUCCACGUCUCCCUGCACUUCUUUGUGGGUGCGAAUUCUUUCUGGCUGCUGGUGGAGGGGAUCUACCUGCACACGACCAUCGUCUCCCUGGUUCUGUGCGAGAGGAGGAUGCUGCUGAGGUACAUGGCCAUCGGCUGGGUGUGCCCCCUACUGUUCAUCAUACCCUGGGUGAUAGCCCGAGUCUAUCUGGAAAAUGACGGAUGCUGGGGCGUAAACCAGAAUACUGCAAUCUGGUACAUUAUUAAAGGGCCCAUGCUCCUCUGCACGUUUAUAAACUUUAUUGUGCACAUCAAGAUCCUGAAUCUUCUACAUCUGAAGCUGAAGGCGCAGCAGCUGAAGUUUACAGACUACAAAUACAGGCUUGCCAAAGCGACGCUCAUCCUCAUCCCGCUCCUGGGGACUCACGAGGUCUUGUUCACCUUCAUCAGUGAUGAGCACAUCAAGGGUUUGACCAAGCAUGUUCUGCUCUUCAUCCAGCUGACCCUGAGCUCCAUCCAGGGCUUUGUGGUUGCCUAUUUAUACUGCUUUACUAAUGGAGAGGUGAAAGCCGAGCUCCGGAAACAGUGGAACCUCUUCCUUCUCCAGUAUUUUCCAUGUAAAAGUUGUUUUUUUCGUAAUAAAGUAAAAUACAAAACUCAAGUAGCAAAAAAGACGAAGAGUAAAUUCUUUGCAGACAGAGGGAAUAGCCAGGAUGGUAAGAAGAACAGCAAUGUGCAGCUCCUACAAGCAACAGUCAACACCUCCUCCGACCUGGGCCUCGAGAACAAUGCCCCAGUGCAGUAUUUUUCCAGGAGGAGUGUUUCGGAGAGCAGCGAUGGGGGUUUGACUUUGGGGGAAACAAUAGAGGAGACUGUAGAAAUAAGUGAAAUUUAAGAUUAUUGUAGGAUGGAGUCGUAGCUGAGGUGGCCCAAAGGACAAUCUUUGGAAGUUUUCAACAGUUUACAAAAUUUCACCAGGAAAAAUAAGAGCUUGUGAAUAGAAGAUGGACCAUGGUUUAGAAGAACAAGGAGAACAUCUUCUGUUUAUCCACUGGAGGAGCAACUAUUUCUUUGUGGCACCCUGUCUUCACUAUUCAGUUAUCUCACCAUGUGACAUAAUGAAUGUAAUAUACUAUAUAUGACCUGAUCGUCCUAGUGGAGAGAUCUACUGGCUUGGUGGGUCAUUAUGUGGUCAUGAACAUCAAAAAAAUCCCUAUAGAGUCCUACAGAAAAUUAAGGUUGUUCUAUUUCUCGUCCGCUACCCAUUGUAACUUUUGAAGACUGAGAUUGAGAAGGAUUAAGAUGUUCUGUAGACUUUUAGCAAACCCUCUUGAUGUUCUUUGCAAUAUGAUGACCCAUUUAAGAUGUCACAGAUACCACCAAAUGUCAGUAGAAUUACAAUGAAAAUUAAUGUAUCACAUAAGAGAGACUAUUGACUUAUGAUGCAUGACUUCUUCAAUGCCUUCAACUCACUGUUUGUGAUGCUUCUACCACCGUCAUGAGUCAGGACCCAGCGUCUUUAUAACACAUGGUAGAGAAAUCCACGUCUUACGGGUUCCAGACCAACGUCAAAUUAUUUUGGUCUCCAUUCUGAUGAUUGAGCACCAGGAUUUUGGGUGGUUGUAUGAUCAAUGGUUUGCCAAAUUCUCGAAGCUAUGGCUGGUGGAAUCAAUAUUUGGUCUGGAACUAGUUUCAAUGUACUCAGAUAAGACCAUGAUGACCUCAUAAGGCUCAAUGAGAACUGCUGGUCCCUGACAUGGUGCUCAAUGUCUUGUGUGGGUGGUUUAACCCUGUUUUAUGGAAAAUAUGUUGGCUUUCGAUGCAAAAUGCCUGUAUAUGUGUCCCACAGCACCUCAACCCCAACUCAUACCAAAAUGGCCUCACAUCGGAAGCCUUCUUGACAAAUAAGCCACCAGCUCUGAUAGUACUGCUAUGACCACUAUAUGUUGAUGACCUACAUAUAGGAUAGGUCAUGAAUAUGAGAUGGGUGGGAUCUGACCCUCGACACCCCCACUAGUCAGCAGAAGCAACAGCUUCUAGAAGUAAACAGAGUAUGGAGCCGGUACACCAACAGUAGUGGCUGUUCCUGGAUACUACAGCUGAUGCUACAAGUCUAUGGUAGAGGAGCAUCAACUGCAGUACCAAGAGCGGCCACUAAAUGCCAUAUGGCUCUAUAGUGCUCCAGCUCUGCACAGUGUUUACUUCUGGAACUCGUGGACAGCUGGUUGUGGGGGUCCCAGUUGUCGGACCCCCACUAAUCUCAUACCGAUGACUUAUUUUAUGGAUAGAUCUUCACCAUGUUAGUCACAGAAAACCCUUUAAGGCAGCAUUACAUUGCGUCACAUUGAUCUCUAUGGUACUGUUAUGUUGACAUCUUAUAGCUGUUUAAUGUCGUAAAUGCUGUAUAUGGUACUGUUCUCUAGUCACCUCCUGGCAGUAUUGUGUGGGCCCUAUACGGUACUGUUAUGUUUACAUCUUAUAGCAGUAUAGCUACAGCAGAUAAUCAUGGUAUGGCACUGCUUAUCUUGUCAAUAUAUGACUCUAAGGCACCCCGCAGUAUUAUUACAUGAGUACUGUAUGAUACUGUUAAAUAGGCAUCUUGUGGCAGUAUUUCGUCACCGUAUGCUACUGGUAUAUUAACACCAAAUGACAAUAUUGUAUGUCUACUGAAUGGCACUUUUAUGUAAGUAUUGCAAGGUUAUUGUAUGUUAGUGUUAUGCUGACACUUUAGGGCACUAUUAUGUGAAUACUGUAUGGUACUAUUCUGUUCUGCAGGCACCUUUAUGGCAGUAUUGUAUGAGAGCGUCAUGGUGUUAUAGAAACUGGUACUGCUAUGUAAAUACAUUAUAACACUUCUAUGUGGGUACUAUAUAGCACUGUUAUGUGGACACCUAAAUGGCAGUAAUAUUAGGUACACCCAAAACCAGCAGGGGGCAGCGGCCUAAGAGCUAACGGAAAACCAGCAGACAAACCAAAUAUCCACCAGAAGCCUUCAGUAUUGUAUUAGUCAGCUCUGCUGAAUCUUACCGAAAACUGGGGUUUCCGCACCAUUGAGCUGGUAGAACUUGAACCAUAUGUGACAUUUGUAUUAACCUGUAAUAUAAACCAGUUAUUAAUAUGUAAAUAU
Molecule: messenger RNA, 3774 nt
Organism: Bufo bufo (common toad)
Lineage: Eukaryota; Metazoa; Chordata; Amphibia; Anura; Bufonidae
Gene: GLP2R
Product: glucagon like peptide 2 receptor
Exons: 13
Coding region: 52-1542 (496 amino acids)
Biological process (GO): cell surface receptor signaling pathway; adenylate cyclase-modulating G protein-coupled receptor signaling pathway
Cellular component (GO): plasma membrane
Molecular function (GO): glucagon receptor activity; peptide hormone binding
Source: RefSeq, a predicted model, not a curated record